Nematolebias whitei (Rio pearlfish) is the source of this 2339-nucleotide messenger RNA. Its product is annotated as guanine nucleotide-binding protein G(q) subunit alpha. The record is from RefSeq and is a predicted model, not a curated record. Gene Ontology annotation, biological process: phospholipase C-activating dopamine receptor signaling pathway; adenylate cyclase-modulating G protein-coupled receptor signaling pathway; action potential. NCBI's taxonomy places the organism in Eukaryota, Metazoa, Chordata, Actinopteri, Cyprinodontiformes, Rivulidae. Bases 920 to 1999 code for a protein of 359 amino acids. Gene Ontology annotation, molecular function: guanyl nucleotide binding; GTPase activity; G protein-coupled receptor binding. The transcript has 7 exons. Gene Ontology annotation, cellular component: heterotrimeric G-protein complex.
GUGGGGGUACAUACUUUGACGUGACACCCCCCCAACACACACCCCUGCUCGAUGGGAGAGUGACGUCACUCCAGCCAGCGGGGGAGUGGAUGGACUCUGACCAAAAUACAUGAAAACUGAGGAAAAGGGAGAAGACUGGCCGCCGGAGGAGCAGAGGAAAAGCGAAGACGACAACGCGGCGACGCUCGUUCACUCCUCACCCCGCCGCGGACAUGAGCGCCUUGGUUUUCUGUUUAUUUAACUCGAGCUGAGGCGUUCACACCGUUUCACUGGGGAACGUUAUGGGCUUCGCCGAGCUGCCGCGGAGGGAACAGCGUGCGGUGUCCCACAGCCUAGGGUUGGAGUGAAAGUCCGCCAUAUUCUGCCUCACCACGCCCGGGAGUGGAGCCGUUGGAAAACAAACGGACGGCGUCGGUUCGCGGCUUUUCCUCGCUCCUCUCCGACAUGAAGACGAGGUAUUUUUAGUGGUCGGGGAAAUAAAAAAAAAUAUAUACAUAUAUAUAUAAACGUAUCAACCAGGAGGACUUAAAAAAAAUAUAUAUAUACACACACAAUGCCUGAACGAGUUCCCUCAGUGAGCAGUUCGUGGAGGAUCUGUUGAUCUUUUUGAGACGGAAAAGCAGCGUUUAAACCGACUUGUUUCGUUUUACAAAAGGCCCGAGACACGGGGCAGAGCGAGGAGGGGGGCCAUUAAUUCAUCUAAUAUCUAAUAAUCCCUUCUUGGCCAGUUCGGAGCCGGUUGACUGUUUUUAAGGGCGUCCGGCGUGUUUUCAGCCAGAGCAGCAGGCCUGCGGGAGGACGCUGUUUGACAUUCAGGCCUCUGCUUUUCUCCUCGACGAGUGAGGAAAAUCUGGAUGACUCAGUAAGAGGGGAGAAAGCGGUGUGAGUGUUUUUAAAAAAAAGAAGAAAAGUAUCGAGAAUGACUCUGGAAUCCAUAAUGGCGUGCUGCCUCAGUGAGGAGGCGAAGGAAGCCCGGAGGAUCAACGACGAGAUCGAGAGGCAGCUCCGCCGGGAUAAGAGGGACGCACGCCGGGAGCUGAAACUGUUGCUUCUCGGCACUGGUGAAAGUGGAAAGAGCACAUUCAUCAAACAGAUGAGGAUUAUCCACGGUGCGGGCUACUCCGACGAGGACAAGAGGGGUUUCAUCAAAUUGGUUUACCAGAACAUCUUCACAUCCAUGCAGGCCAUGAUCCGGGCCAUGGAGACACUCAAGAUCCCCUACAAAUACGAGCACAACAAGGGGAACGCCAACAUUGUUCGAGAGGUGGACAUAGAAAAGAUCGGCAUGUUUGAGAAUCCUUACGUAGAUGCAAUCAAGAGCUUGUGGAAUGACCCGGGCAUCCAGGAGUGCUACGAUCGAAGGCGGGAGUACCAGCUCUCAGACUCUACGAAAUAUUACCUGAACGCACUGGACCGGAUCGCUGAGCCGUUCUAUCUUCCUACGCAGCAGGAUGUGUUGAGGGUUCGAGUCCCGACCACGGGCAUUAUUGAAUAUCCAUUUGAUCUGCAGAGCGUCAUAUUCAGGAUGGUGGACGUUGGAGGUCAGAGGUCAGAGAGGAGGAAGUGGAUUCACUGCUUUGAGAACGUCACGUCCAUCAUGUUCCUGGUGGCGCUCAGCGAAUAUGACCAAGUUUUGGUGGAAUCGGAUAACGAGAACCGGAUGGAGGAGAGUAAAGCCUUGUUCAGGACGAUAAUCACGUACCCCUGGUUCCAAAACUCUUCGGUCAUUCUGUUCCUCAACAAGAAGGACCUGCUGGAGGAGAAGAUCAUGUACUCGCAUCUGGUGGACUACUUCCCAGAGUAUGAUGGUUCACAAAGGGACGCCCAAGCAGCUCGUGAGUUUAUCCUCAAGAUGUUCGUGGAUCUGAAUCCUGACAGUGACAAGAUCAUCUACUCCCACUUCACCUGUGCCACCGACACGGAGAACAUCCGCUUCGUCUUUGCCGCCGUCAAAGACACCAUCCUGCAGCUCAACCUGAAGGAGUAUAACCUGGUGUAGAGCAUGGCAGGGCUUCAACCCCCCCCGACUGAUUCAAUCUGUGAAACCUUUGAUUAUAUACACGCAUAGAGAAUUAUCUGAGGAAAAACAUAAUCUAAUGGUUGCCUAAUACAAAUUUCUUUGCCAUUUUUUUGACCUCUUGGUCCCCAAGGGGGCGAGCGCUUGCUAUUUAUUGGGUUGAUAGGAAAAGAUGGGAGGGGGGGCAGGGUAUUUUCAGCAAUUAGGAACGGAGCUGAAAGGAGUGCGACAUGCUCCGUUCCUUCUGCCUUUUUAUAAACCAGGAGGGAAGGUGUUCCUUUUUUAACCCUCCCCCCUCCUCCUCACCUGUCUUCUCUCUGGA